UUUCAUGAUAAGUGGAAAAUAUCUGAGAUAUAUAACCAUCGUACUAAUCCUAUUCAGUGAAUGCAAUCUGACAUGGGGACCUACGAAAGGGCGCAAGCUCGCAUUAGGCCAUGGCCUCCCGUAUACGAUGUUCAUGUUAGAGAGCGCAAUCCAGGGGGAAGAGAAGUUGCUUCGCGGGGAGGUCCUUGCUAUUGUUGUGGCCAUACGAACAAGGUGCGCUGCCUGGCCUGUGUGAGCAUAAGACUUUCCCUGUUCUUGUAUUUUCUUCUAUGGCACCUCUACAUGGCAGAAUCCUGCAGGCUGUCUACGAUGGAAUCACGAUCAAUAUAUGGAAGACGGGAAUAUUUGACUUUAGGACCCCAGAAAGAGAGCAGAACUUUCAGAUAUUUCUGCAACAUCUGACAAAUGAGCCAAUUGGAAAUACCAAAGACCUGCCCGUGGUGGAAUCCUUGGAGCAUCUUUCGCGCCAAAGAUAGUCAAAGUCAGUCGUUGAGCUGGAUCAGCCAGAUAAUAAACGAUUUAUGCCGCUG
Aspergillus glaucus CBS 516.65 is the source of this 530-nucleotide messenger RNA. RefSeq lists its product as uncharacterized. Bases 270 to 476 code for a protein of 68 amino acids. Lineage: Eukaryota; Fungi; Ascomycota; Eurotiomycetes; Eurotiales; Aspergillaceae. The record is from RefSeq and is a predicted model, not a curated record. The transcript has 2 exons.